This is a messenger RNA of Cygnus atratus (black swan), 1464 nucleotides long. RefSeq names its product lysosomal membrane ascorbate-dependent ferrireductase CYB561A3. The transcript is spliced from 6 exons. Gene Ontology annotation, cellular component: lysosomal membrane. The record is from RefSeq and is a predicted model, not a curated record. Gene Ontology annotation, molecular function: oxidoreductase activity. NCBI's taxonomy places the organism in Eukaryota, Metazoa, Chordata, Aves, Anseriformes, Anatidae. The coding region runs from base 53 to 883 and encodes 276 amino acids.
GGGCGGGGGCACCACCGAGACGGGCGGCCAGAGCGCCCCCCCCCCCGCCAACAUGGCGGCGCCCGGCGAGGGCGAGAGCGAGGGGGCGGCGGAGGGAGCCCCGGGGCUCCUUCCCCGCAGCCGGCAGUGCCGCCGCCCCGCCGCAGCGAUGCUGGCCGUGCCCUUCCGGCCCUUCUGCGCCUUCCUGGGCGGCCUGGGGCUCCUCUGCCUGGCCUUCGUCGGCGCCUGGUGCCAGCACUGGCGCGGCGGCUUCGCCUGGGACGGCGGCGCCCGCAUGUUCAACUGGCACCCGGUGCUGAUGGUGGCGGGCAUGGUGGUGCUGUACGGCGCAGCGGCCCUGGUGUACCGCCUGCCCGCCGCCUGGCGCGGCCCCAAGCUCCCCUGGAAGGUCCUGCACGGCGCCCUGGCCCUGACGGCCUUCGGCCUCACCGUGGUGGGGCUGGUGGCCGUCUUCGGCUUCCACAACGCCUCCAAGACGCCCAACAUGUACUCGCUGCACAGCUGGCUGGGGCUGGCCACCGUGCUGCUCUUUUCCUGCCAGUGGCUGGCUGGCUUCAGCGCCUUCCUGCUGCCCUACUCGCCCCCCUGGCUCCGUGCCCUCUACAAGCCCAUCCACGUCUUCUUUGGCUCCACCAUUCUCAUGCUCUCUGUGGCGUCCUGCGUGUCGGGCAUCAACGAGAAGCUCUUCUUCAGCCUGAAGAACGGGACAGCAACGACGCCGUACAACCGCCUGCCCCCCGAGGCCGUCUUCGCCAACAUGCUGGGGCUCCUCAUCGUCCUCUUCGGGGUGCUGGUGCUGUGUGCCCUGGCCAACCCGGACUGGAAGCGCCCCGAGGACGACUCCACGGACACGCGCCAGCCCCUGCUCGGCACCGAGCGCUGACGCCUCCGAGAUCUGUCCCUGCCGUCCCGGGGCUGCCAGCCUGGAGCUCUCCGACCCCGUUGCUGUCCCGCCUGCCCCGACGCCUCGCCUUCGCCGGGCUGCCUGUGCCCAACGCUCUUCUGUUGGUGGGAAGAACGGGGUCAGCUGCCUUACAGCAGAGAUGCCGCUGCAGUGGGGAUGUCUCUUUGCCUCCCUUGUGGCCCAGCACUGGCCUCCUGCCAGCCUCAGGACAAGAGCAGCUGCAGCGCCGCGCUCCUGCCUGCGUCCUCGUGCCUCUGCCUGCCAGCUCCCGCGGGGUCCAGCUGUCCCCUCGCGCCUGGACCGCGAUCUGUGCCAAAUCGGCUGCCCCUGAGCCCUGCGGUGCCAUCUCGGGCACCUCGUCAGGUUGGAAGCCGCCAGAGGAGCACCCCGUGACUGGUGGUGGUGGGACCCAGCACAGCGUGGGCUGCCCCAGCCCCGUCUCCUCCACAGGGAGGGCAGGAGCCCUCGCGCCGUGCCUUACCCUUCGCGGGGAUGUGUGUGUGGUGGUGGGACCAGCUCAGCAGCCCUCAGGGACACCUAAUAAAAUGCUGGCUUCCGCA